Oryzias melastigma (Indian medaka) is the source of this 1957-nucleotide messenger RNA. RefSeq names its product histamine receptor H2b (gene hrh2b). The record is from RefSeq and is a predicted model, not a curated record. The transcript is spliced from 2 exons. Gene Ontology annotation, cellular component: membrane. The coding region runs from base 192 to 1268 and encodes 358 amino acids. Gene Ontology annotation, molecular function: G protein-coupled receptor activity. Gene Ontology annotation, biological process: adenylate cyclase-activating adrenergic receptor signaling pathway. Lineage: Eukaryota; Metazoa; Chordata; Actinopteri; Beloniformes; Adrianichthyidae.
GCCAGUUGCUUCAGAGGCAGCUGCUGUGGCACAAUGCCAAAACACAUGGCAGUGAAAUCCUUUCCAUUUGAUCAACUUUCAAAGCCCCAAGACCCCCUGGUGCCACUGUGACGUGGAAGCAGUGGAGAACAGUUGGAUUUAAAACCUUUUCAGCUGAAAAACCAGCCAAAAAUCAGACCAAGGAGGCAGCCAUGGUGACCACGGCUCUUCGUUGGCUGUUCCUUAUAUCCGUCAUUAUCAUCACCAUUGGCGGCAAUGUGCUGGUGUGCUUGGCGGUGGGGCUGUGCAGACGGCUUUGGAGACUAUCCAACUGCUUUGUGGUGUCGCUGGCGGUGGCAGAUCUCCUUCUGGGACUGCUUGUGCUGCCCCUCUCAGCUGUGGUGGAGCUGCGCAACGGCAACUGGCCGUUUGGAGGCACUUUGUGCAACGUCUACAUCGCCCUUGAUGUCUUGUUUUGUACCUCCUCUAUCCUGACUCUCCUGGCAAUCAGUGUGAACAGAUACCUUGCUAUCUCAUCGCCUCUCAACCACUCGCGGAUCGUUACCCCGAGAAGAGUGGCACUGGCUAUCACUUCCAUUUGGGCUAUUUCCCUUGCUGUGUCCUUUUUGCCCAUCCACAUGGGCUGGAAUACAGCAGACUACAGGGUGCAGAACUUGGACUGGCUCAUAGGAGAUGAGGACAAGGAGGGGCGCUACUGCCAGUUUGAAUGGAACAAUAACUAUAUUCUUAUUUACGUCUUUGCCUCCUUUUACCUGCCCCUGGUGCUCAUGUGUGGAAUGUAUCUGUGCAUUUUCCGGGUGGCACGAGAACAGGUGAGACGUAUCCGUGCCACCACGCCAUCCUUCGCACGCUUAGCCAAAGCAACCAUCAUCCGAGAGCACAAAGCCACAGUGACCCUGGCUGCUGUCCUGGGGGCUUUUGUGAUCUGCUGGUUUCCAUACUUUACGUUUUUCACCUGCAUGGGCAUGAUGGAAAAGACGAAUCCCCCCAACAUCAUUCAUUCCGUUGUCCUGUGGCUGGGCUAUUUAAACUCAACCCUUAAUCCCAUCCUGUAUCCGGCGUUCAACAGAGAUUUCCGUCGGGCCUACGCCCAGCUGCUGCUCUGCAGAGGUCCAUCACAGAGGAAACAGAGCUUCAGUAACAUCUCUGUGCACAAACUGCUGUCCUUCAUUCAUGGAAUAGGAGCCCCUCAAACCACUGACAAGCAGAAAGACCCUGCUAACACUGAACCUGAGGAGAAAAUCCUCCCUGUAUGUCAGGGGACAUAAAGGCAACAGGAGCUGAUGGACUGUAGUUCUUUAUAAUAAAGCUUUUGUUGGAGCUGUACUUGUACAAUUCAGAAAGUUACAUGUUUUAGUAAAAUAAAAUAUUCCAUAAAAUGCAAAACUAUUAAUAAAAGAAAACAUGCUUCUUUCUCCUCACCUGUGUUUAUUCAGUUCAGGUAGCAGAACAAAUAUAUCAAAAAUAAUAAAUAAUGACUUAAUCUUAAAAUGAGAAACAGGUGGUUAAAAGUUUGCAAAGUGUUUAUUUUCUCUUCCUUCGGGCUUGGAAAUGACAGUAAAUGAGUUACCAGGAAAGUGAUUUUCUAUGCAAAAUGUUUAUAUGUUUGACUUGACCUGUACAGAAUGACCCGGGGAACUCUAAGACUUUCAAGCACACUAACUGAAGAAAACAUGUUUUUUUCUUUCUUUUACAACAGAAAAAGGUUAUGAAUGUAACAGAAUUUGCACUUGGAUUGUUCAGAUUUGACUCUGAAUCUGCACUGAAUCAUAUAAGAUGUAAAGUAAUGUUAAUUGUCAUUAAAUGACCACUGUAAUAACCCGGUGUGCCACUAAGCCAAGACUCAUGGAUCUUACAAACUGAUAUUUAAUGACAGCAUAUCUAGCUUUUCUAAAAAGCCCUUGAAAGCAAAGUUGACAUGAUAAUGAUUUGUAAUUCUUUGAUUGCUUUUUGGUAU